Messenger RNA from Ictalurus punctatus (channel catfish), 1609 nucleotides. Its product is annotated as purine nucleoside phosphorylase. The record is from RefSeq and is a predicted model, not a curated record. Lineage: Eukaryota; Metazoa; Chordata; Actinopteri; Siluriformes; Ictaluridae. Gene Ontology annotation, cellular component: cytoplasm. Bases 135 to 1013 code for a protein of 292 amino acids. Gene Ontology annotation, biological process: nucleoside metabolic process. Gene Ontology annotation, molecular function: purine-nucleoside phosphorylase activity. The transcript is spliced from 6 exons.
GGCGGGACAUAAAUAUAAGCGCUCGUGGAAAUUCCUCUCAGUGACGACGACGAUAGGCAGCGAACACGCAGCAUCUUCUUCUGGAGGACUUCUUCGGUUUUACUCGAUUUCAGAGAGCUUCAGAAAAGCCUUCAAUGUUUCCCGAAUCUUCCACAGAAUUUGGUUAUGAGGCCUGCAAGGCCACAGCUGACUGGCUGCUGAAUCAUGCUCCUGUGCGCCCCUUGCUGGGCAUCGUGUGCGGCUCAGGCCUUGGCAGCCUUGCUGACAUGCUGAAGGAUCAGAAGGUUUUUAGUUACGACGAUAUCCCCAACUUUCCAAAAAGCACAGUGCAUGGUCAUGCUGGUCGGUUGGUGUUUGGUAGUCUUAAAGGAAAGCCAUGUGUUUGCAUGCAGGGACGGUUUCACCUCUAUGAAGGUUAUCCUAUCCAAAAGACCACCAUGCCCAUUCGUAUCUUUAAGCUGAUGGGUGUCGAGACGGUCAUCUUGACGAAUGCCGCAGGAGGACUGAACCAAGACUACAAAGUUGGAGACGUCAUGAUCAUCAAAGACCACAUCAACAUGCCAGGUUUUGCUGGAAACAAUCCCUUGUGUGGACAAAAUGAUGAGAGGUUUGGGACUCGUUUCCCAUGCAUGUCGGAUGCCUAUGACAAGCAGAUGAGGCACCUGGCUCAAGAAGUGGGUGCAGAGCUUGGCUACUCUCACUUCCUUAAGGAGGGUGUGUACUGUGUUCUUGGAGGGCCAUCCUUCGAGACCAUCGCUGAAUGCAGAAUGCUUAACCGUUUGGGUGCUGAUGCUGUGGGAAUGAGCACAGUCCAUGAGGUGAUAGUGGCCCGCCACGCUGGAAUGCGAGUCUUUGCCCUCUCCCUUAUAACCAACAAGGCCGUGAUGGACUACGACAGUGAAGAGAAGGCCAAUCACGAGGAGGUUCUGCAGACGGGAGAGCAGCGCUCCCAGCAGCUGGUAAAGCUGGUCUCCACCAUCGUGUCUCGCAUCACCCAGCCUAACAACUUAUAAGGCUGAGAUGUACAGAUUCAUACUCCCCUCAACCAUUCUGCUAUGAUGAUCUCGUUAUUACACUCCUACUUACCUGCUUGAAAAUAAUAAAACGGUUUAAUAAGUAUCAUGACCUUUCUUAUACUGUACUUUUAAAUGUUUACAUUCCUUAAGGAAAGAGUUUUGGGAGAGUUUAUUCAGUGUCUUAAAGUUAACAGUGAUUCACUAUUGCACAUUGUAUCUGAACAGGGUGUGUGUGUGAGUGUGUGUGUGUGUGUUGCCAAGUAAUGAAAGAAAUACUGUUUAAUUUGUUACUAACUUAACAUGUCCCUUCAACCAGACUAUUUAUUAGAUGUAUUAAAAGAUCUCUCUGUUCCAAAUGUAACUUAGGUUUUGUAGUGAUGAAGGAUGAAAUUGCUAUUUAUUUAAUUUAAUUUUUUUAUGCUAUUGGCUACCUACCAAUGCUAGCUUUUAAAAACAUAUGUAAGUAAACACUUGAAGGCAAAAGAUUGUGUGUGGGGGGGAAAAAACAUUCUGCACUUACACUGGCUCUUACUCCUCUACUCUGUACACUCUGCUUAUAGAACUCAAUUAAAAAAUCUUGUGUGGUAGUACUA